AUGUCGUACGCCGCAGCGAGCGUGAAUUUACCAGUCCCACUUGUCGAACCGGUUAUCAAGAGCGGCACCCAACGGUUAGACAUUGGCUCCUGGCCCCCAUCGAAUUUCCCUGUCCCUUCAAAAAAUGCCGCAUUGGACGGUAAGUGGCACCUCAGCAACAGCGCUUUUCUCGACCGCUAUUUGGAGCUUCCGACGAUCUCGCAAGUCCUACAGCAGCUGCCCACUCGUCAGCCCCCGAUCUGUGUAGCCCCCGACAUGGCGGAGCGAAGCUCAAUAAAGCGCUCGUCCCAGCUGCAGUGUUGCCGGCCGACGCCGUCACUCCAGGAGGAGCUAGGAGGAAGAUCCCGCUUUCGUCCCGAUUUGAUUAUACCCUCAGAUCCUCAGAAACGCGUUUUGUGGCUCACAGAGUCUGCGCGGAGCUACGGAGCGACACACCAGUUGCCUAGUCACCUACCUAUUGCUUACCACGCUGCGAAUCGCAUCUUCAGCAAUUCGGGAUAUGCCGGCAAGCGGCAAAGAGCCGGCCUCUCUACACACCUCAACAAAAGCAGAGUUCACAAAAGCCUGGAGCAAUUUGGCGGAAUUUGA
Messenger RNA from Cyclospora cayetanensis, 588 nucleotides. RefSeq lists its product as uncharacterized. The record is from RefSeq and is a predicted model, not a curated record. NCBI's taxonomy places the organism in Eukaryota, Apicomplexa, Conoidasida, Eucoccidiorida, Eimeriidae. The coding region runs from base 1 to 588 and encodes 195 amino acids. The transcript has 3 exons.